AAGAGAAGAAUCUUUAACCCCACCUGAUACUCAAAGUGUUAAUCUAGAAGAAGCCUCUUUAUCAUCUACUUCUUCACCUAAAUUUAUCCAAAGGGUCUAUAAAACUUUGGUAUCUUAUAGUCCUCGUCGAACUACAUCCUCAUCUACUUCAGGAACAUACCAGGAUGAUACUCAUUCUGUAAUUACAGAAACUCCAAGUAUAGUUGAAACUGCAUCA
Messenger RNA from Ambispora leptoticha, 217 nucleotides. The record is from the annotation of a GenBank genome assembly. NCBI's taxonomy places the organism in Eukaryota, Fungi, Glomeromycota, Glomeromycetes, Archaeosporales, Ambisporaceae.